AUGGCAACCUUCCACCCCUUCCCCCGUCUGCCCUACGAGCUGCGCAUGCAGAUAUGGGAGAUGACAGUUGAAUCCCGCAUAGUAGACGUCAAAGUUUAUUAUGACCCAAUUCCGAAUGACUUCGGUCUUUCAACUACCACGCUGGUACCUCCCGUUCUCCAGGCCUGCCAAGAAGCGCGAAAUCAUGGACUGUAUAAGAGAUGUUUCUCUGAGCUAGCUCUUCCUAACUACCGAGCGCAGUACGUGUGGGCUGACCUCAAUAUCGACACCAUUGACAUCGGAGAUACCUAUUUCGAAAGAUACGAAAAAGUCGCCAAGUCCAUCCGCUACCUCAAGUUCGCACGCGAAAUGCAGUCAGAGUAUUUCUACCACUCUGAGACUCACGACAUUUCGCAUUUCGUCAACGCAAAAGAGAUUUGGAUCGUGCCUCUCGAUGGACUCGGUUGCUGUGUCGGAGCCGGAGAGGAGCAUUAUUGGCCAUGUGGCCCGGAAAACUUAUUUUACAUCGAUCCUGAAAACCCUGAGCGAGUGUUCAGAGGCUGGGAUGGGGAAGUCGAGAUUGAUGCUCUGUAUGCCUGA
Molecule: messenger RNA, 579 nt
Organism: Alternaria rosae
Lineage: Eukaryota; Fungi; Ascomycota; Dothideomycetes; Pleosporales; Pleosporaceae
Exons: 2
Coding region: 1-579 (192 amino acids)
Source: RefSeq, a predicted model, not a curated record